UGCUGUUUUUUAACAUUUCGUUUGUAUAGUAAAAAAAAAUGCCCACAAAAUUGUAAUAAAAACCGACUAUCUCGCAAGUAGUGUGACUUGUCAAGAUGAAGUCGUUUUUAUUAGUUCCCUUUCUGGUAGCAAGCAUUUCUGCAUUUCCGUCCGAUUUUCAAAAGAAUGACUCGCGAAUUGAUAAUAGAAUCGUAGGUGGGAGAUGGAUGUCCAUCUAUGAUGUUCCCUGGCAAGUCUCUGUCCAAUACAACAAAGCCCAUAUAUGUGGAGGUUCUAUAAUAAGUGACAAAUAUAUUGUCACCGCUGCUCAUUGCACCGAUGGAUUCUCUCCAAAUUUAUUUUCUGUCCGUGUUGGAACCAGUUUUCACGAGUUUGGUAUAAACUACAAAGUAUCAAGUAUAUAUCAACAUCCUAAGUAUUUUCACUGGAUUAUGGGUUACGAUAUUUCCAUCAUCAAAUUGAAAACUGUUUUGACUUUUGGCUUAAGUGUAGCUCCAGUCUCGCUCCCACCUUCAAACACCAAGUGGAAUCCUGGCACUUUGGUUCUUAUUACCGGUUGGGGGAAAACGCACGAACUAAGUCAGCUAUCUUCUUAUUUCCUACAAGGCGUUUCUGUUGAAAUUAGCAGCGAAGAGUAUUGCAAAAAAAUUUACGGUGAAUACUAUAUUACUAAUCGUGUGUUGUGUGCUGGUGUUCCUGAAGGUGGCAAGAGUGCUUGCCAAGGCGAUUCUGGUGGACCUUUGGUUGUCGGAAAUGUCCUUGCAGGUAUUGUUUCAUGGGGUGUUGGAUGUGCAAGACCUGGUUUUCCCGGAGUUUACACUAACGUUUCUGCAGUUCGGGAUUUCAUUGAGCAAAUCACAGGAAUAUAAUUUUGCAAGAAAAUCCAAUCCAGAUGUAACAAACUAGUAAAGUAAUAAAAGUAGUGAUGAAAUUUUU
Molecule: messenger RNA, 936 nt
Organism: Tribolium madens (black flour beetle)
Lineage: Eukaryota; Metazoa; Arthropoda; Insecta; Coleoptera; Tenebrionidae
Product: trypsin-1-like
Exons: 3
Coding region: 96-869 (257 amino acids)
Biological process (GO): proteolysis
Molecular function (GO): serine-type endopeptidase activity
Source: RefSeq, a predicted model, not a curated record